Gymnogyps californianus (California condor) is the source of this 1262-nucleotide messenger RNA. RefSeq names its product chromosome 17 C20orf96 homolog (gene C17H20orf96). The record is from RefSeq and is a predicted model, not a curated record. NCBI's taxonomy places the organism in Eukaryota, Metazoa, Chordata, Aves, Accipitriformes, Cathartidae. The transcript is spliced from 10 exons. The coding region runs from base 1 to 1095 and encodes 364 amino acids.
AUGGAUGCAGAGGGCCCGGUCCCGAGUAUCAUGGAAGAGUUCAAGAGAAUAGUUCACAGCAAAUGGCAGAAGGCAGAAGCAGAGCAGAGGAAAUCUCCAGCCCACAGGUUGACGUUGCCACUGCUCACCGAUGAGGACAAGAAGACGAAAGGGGAGAAGAACAAGCCAGUUGCAUUUAUGCUGAGUAAAAAAACACCCUUGCCUUCCGAGACAUCAUCAUCCCAAGAGAAAUACAGAAGUUUUACUCAGAGGAAAUUAGCGCUCAAGAAGGCUGAAUUAGCUAAAACCUUGGAAGAGAUCAAAAUUACCACGAAUCUGACCAAUCUGAAGAAAAAUGCUAUCGAGGAGCUGAAGCAGCGCAGUGCCCGCCUGGCAGAGACCAACUGCCGCCUGAUGAGGGACAUCCAGCACAUGGAUGACAGCACUGCCAAGCAAGCCAGGAGCCUGCUGCAGCAGUAUGAAGUAUUUCAGAGGGUGAAGGCAAUGGUGCAGACCUUCAAUCAGAACCAGCUGGAUACAGCAAGGGCAGAGCUCCAGGAAAUGGAAAAAACAAUGGAAAAGAAUCUGGGAAAGCUACAGCAGCAGCUGGAUGAAGUCACAUCAAAGGUACGGGUUCUCCAGGAGGAGCUCGGCGUCCUGCGGACCUGCAUCGACGGGCAGUAUCCGGAACAAGCUGUCCGGAUAGUCCUUCUGCAGCGCAGCAUCCAGAACCUGAAGAAGCAACAGCAGGAGGAGAUAGACAAGACAGAAGAAAUGGGGAAGGCCAUCUUGGAGGAACUGGAAGAGAAGGCACGGGCGGAACAAGAGGCACUAUUACAGAAAGUCAUGGAGGAGACGUUGCUGCACCAGGAUGGCCUGAAGCAGAUGGCGAUAAACAAUCACGUUCUGCGACGUGAAAUACUGAGGCAAAGGGAGAUUGUUAAGGACCUGGAGGAGGAGAUUGGUGAGCUGAAGAGAAGCAUCCAGACACUCCGCCAGAGCGCAAGAGACCCAAGAGAGCUGAUCUUUGCUGAUGUUGUUCUCCGCAGACCGAAGUGCACGCCGGAUACCGAGGUGGUCCUCAGCCUCCCCGCCGAGGAGACGCCGCUCAUCUGACGCUCGGCCAGGCUCCGCUCGCAAGCCCCUCGCACGGCGCGGCCGGCUUCGGAUGAGGUGCCGAGCUGCAAAGCUCCUCCUUUCCCGUCAGCGUUUCUCCAUCCCAGCCCCGCUCAGCCGCCUUGGGGACUCACUGAUGUGGUUUGACGGUGCAGUAAAGGUGUUAC